This is a messenger RNA of Dermochelys coriacea (leatherback sea turtle), 7761 nucleotides long. RefSeq names its product PHD finger protein 6 (gene PHF6). Gene Ontology annotation, cellular component: nucleus. The record is from RefSeq and is a predicted model, not a curated record. The coding region runs from base 2327 to 3424 and encodes 365 amino acids. The transcript has 13 exons. NCBI's taxonomy places the organism in Eukaryota, Metazoa, Chordata, Testudines, Dermochelyidae.
CGCCAGCGCGAAGACGUGCGUGCGUGCGUGCGUGCGGCGGCGACGCAGCGUCCCCUGCCCCGAAUGAAAGGGAAGGUCCCAGCGCUAGCGAGCGGUUCUGAGUGCCCAGCGCCGCGGGGCCCCCGAGUCCUCGUUCCCCGGCGCCCCGCCUACCUGGGGCCCCCCCCCCCCGCAUCUUCUCCUGGCGUUAAUAAUCCAGCUGGGAAGCGCCCCUGCCUUGCAGGGAGCCGUCGGGUUCGAUUUCCGCAUGAGAAUCCCACCCCAGGGACACUGCAAGCUACGGCAGAGAGACCUGCUCAAUGGAGCGCAUAUUACCAUCAUUCUCUAAUUUAUAAAAAAUACAAAAUUACUUCAAGGAGUAAGGUAAUAUAACCAAUAGUACAUACAUACUCUAUUAACCAUGUAUCUUCUUAUGUGUGUCUUAGAUGCAUUGUACAACGUAAUGCUGAAGGCCAAGUGACCUGUGAACAUGUUUCUUUAUCAGUAACUUCCAAGAAGCAAAAUAUUAAAGUGAGCGAUCAUUUUGACUUCCAUGGUUUGAAUGAAUUAUUCAAAUCUUCCAAAAUCUUAUAGUUUGCCAUUCAGAUAGAGAUUAAAAGGGAGAGUCUAUUGAUGUAGCAGCAGGAGCGAUUGACAUACUUAAAGCCAGAUUCUCCAUAUGAUUGUGUGUAUAACUCCUGUUUUAGUCUAUGGGACUUUGUGAACACACAUCCAAUGAUAGAAUUUGACUUUGAAUGUCUUAAGUUACUUUUAUAAGGACUGUCAUUGUUGCUCCAACAAGAAUUAGUUCCUGAAUAAGAAAAUAAAGUAAGAAAAAUGAAAUGUGAAAAAAAAGUCAAAUUAAAGCUAACCCACAGUGAAUGCACUUAGCCUCUUGUAUGUGUGUAUAUAUAAUUACUGUAAUAUUAAUUUUAUCAAAACAGAAGUUACUCUUGCAUUUUAAAUUUUGUUACAGUAUUUCAACCCAUUAUUGCAUGAUUUCUGUGAAGCUUUUCAAUGUGACCUAAGAACAAAAAAAUCUUUUUAUAUAGUUUCCUACUGUUCUUCUGAAGCCCUUUUCCCUGCUUCCAAAAUCUCAUUUAGAUUUUAAAAGAAUUAAAGAAUAUUUUGAAAGUCUUUCUUUACUUUCUUCAAAAGCCAGCCAUUCUUUCUGUUUAAUAAAUGGAGUGCAGAGUUAUUUUAUUUUGAUUUCUCUUUAGAAGAAUAUAGUAAGUACUUUUUUUGUGCUUAACGUUUAAAGGCUCUGUUGCCACUGCAAAAGGGUGUGACUCAUUUAUUCACAUGGCACUCUUUUUGUGUGUAAAUCAGCUAGAUCUAGAAUAUGUGCAUUCUUGUUACAAGUAUGUGUCACCAAUCUAGUAAAUUGCUUUAUAGUUAAAAAUGGAAGUAAAUGAAAUAGUAAAAAGAACAAGCACUAGAGAUAAGACAUACAUUUACAUUUUGAUAUAUAAAUCUUGUAUUGGCAUGGCAAGAGAAUUUUUUAAAUUAUAUCUAUGAAAAUUUGUGAAUAACACCACAUGAGAAUUAAAAGGAUCUUCAUUUAACUCUAUUCUGUACAGAGGUAUAUACACUUAGCAGUGUUCCUCAACUUUCUGUUAUAAAAAUAGUGAGUGAUAUUAGUGGCUAGGAAAGUGAGGAACUUGUAGCAUUUUCAAGAACCAUGCAGAGUUGGGCUAUACAAAUUUCACCAGUCAGUUGUACCAUUGCAAGUCAAUCCUGACUUAUGACACCUCAGCCACUGUAGCCAAGGACCUCUUUUUAGUAGAAGUUCUGAACUAUGUAAUGGUCUUCCUGAUUUAGAUGGGCAUCUACUGGAGACGAAUGCUGAGGAAACCCAUAUUCAUUGCAUAUGUGAUCAGAACAAUACUGAGAUCCAGAUCUUCAGAGAGGAAAAGCAGUAAACAAGCAUGCUAUUUAGGGUCUCUAAAUUAGACCAUUUAAUUAUAUAAAUUAUAGCAUGUUUGUUUGUUCUUUUAGAGAUGUAAAGGUGAAUGGACACAAACCUCAACUUUAAAAUGGGUCCAAAAAUGUGUAUUGGGUGUUGAAUAUUGGGUGUUUUAGGGCCCAAACUUGCAAUGAGAUCCACAUAGGCAGAUUCAUGUAUGAAGCCUCAUUGAAGUGGAUCCACCUAUAUGAAUCUCAUUGCUGAAUUGGGGCCUUGGUGUUGUAUUUUUAACUGUUACUUUUUAUAUUUUACAAGCAUGUGAUUUAUGUGGUUUAAUUUUAAAUUACUUUUCUUAGGCUAAGAACAGCUGUUGUCAUGCACAUAUUAAGGAUUAGGCAUUUGUGAGGACUGAAGUGUCAUUCUAAAGCCAUUUUAAAAAUCAUGACAAGCUCAAUUGGACAGAAAAAAGGGUCUUCAAGACAACGGAAGUGUGGUUUUUGUAGGUCUAAUAAAGAUAAUGAAUGUGGACAAUUACUGAUGUCUGAAAACCAGAAGGUGGCAGCACAUCACAAAUGUAUGCUAUUUUCGUCUGCAUUGGUAUCUUCGCACUCUGAUAAUGAGAGUCUUGGUGGAUUUUCUAUUGAAGAUGUUCAAAAGGAAAUAAAAAGAGGCACUAAACUGAUGUGCUCUUUAUGCCAUUGUCCAGGAGCAACCAUUGGUUGUGAUGUGAAAACGUGUCACAAGACGUAUCACUACUACUGUGCAUUGCAUGAUAAAGCUCAAAUAAGAGAGAAACCCUCACAAGGCAUUUACAUGAUUUUAUGCCGAAAACACAAGAGAACUACACAUAACGCUGAAGCAGAUUUAGAAGAAGGUGUCAAUGAACACGAAUUGGAGCCUUCACCUCCCAAAGGAAAAAAGAGGGGUCGGAAGGGAAAGCCAAGAAAAACAAAUCUCAAAGGGCAGUCAGAAGACACUAGAUCUACAUCCUCACAUGGCACAGAUGAAAUAGAAAGCAGUUCCUAUAGAGACAGGUCUCCUCACAGAAGCAGUCCCAGUGAUACAAAACCUAAAUGUGGAUUCUGUCAUGCAGGUGAAGAAGAAAAUGAAGCUAGAGGAAAGCUUCAUAUAUUUAAUGCCAAAAAGGCAGCAGCACACUAUAAGUGCAUGUUGUUCUCUUCUGGCACUGUGCAGCUAACAACAACAUCAAGGGCAGAGUUUGGUGAUUUUGAUAUUAAAACUGUACUUCAGGAGAUCAAGAGAGGGAAAAGAAUGAAAUGCACUCUUUGCAGUCAGCCUGGGGCUACUAUUGGAUGUGAAAUUAAAGCCUGUAUCAAGACUUACCAUUACCACUGUGGAGUACAAGACAAAGCUAAAUACAUUGAGAAUAUGUCACGAGGAAUUUACAAACUCUAUUGUAAAAACCAUAGUGGAAACGAUGAAAGGGAUGAAGAGGAUGAAGAAAGAGAAAGCAAAAGCCGUGGGAAAUCAGGCUCUGACCAUAGUAGCAUUCCUCAGCAACAACUCAAUGGAAACUAGGUUCAAGGGACAGAGUUAGAGAACUGGGAAUGAAUAAGACAUCCAUAACUACUAAUUCUUUUAAAUUGUUUUCUAAGAUCAGAAGAGGGUUAGUAACUUUUUACGGCCUGAUUCUGUUAGAAAUUUCAUUGAACUGCCUGAAACGUUCAUGUGUGUGAGCCUUCAAUAAGUGGCAGAGUUUUACAUGUCAAUAUUAUGUAGUUUGUAGUCUGCAGUGUCUGGAAAAAAUUGAAACACUAUAUAAAUGAUAUGUAAUAUGUACAGUGUCAAAAGUUAAGGCAGACAUUGAAAUGAAGUAAGCUCUAUAUUUCUGGACUGAAUAAAAAUCUAAGAUUUCAAAUGUGUAAGUUGUUUAGUGGAUUCAUGCACCAAGGGAAAGUCUUAGUAAGAUUAAUUUACAACGUGGACAGACAAGUCCAUGGUGGCAACAAGCUGGUAACUCAUGAACUUUGCAUUUUCUUAUACAAAAUAUGGAGGAUAAAUGUGUGUGGGGGCAAAUUGCUCUAUUUUUUGCUUGCAAGGCACACAGUAGAGAAAACUCCAUGCACGCAGAAGCAUGCUUGAACCUUUCAGUUUGUUCCUGUUGUGAUUGUUCCUACUGCCCAGCAUUUCUUGCUGGAGAUUUACUUGAGCAGCUGUUGGUUACAAGCUGCAAGCUUCAGUACUCAUGCCAAAGGGCUGUAGUUUGUUCUUUCCCCAACAGUCCUCCACCUCUGUAUUCCUAAUGUACCAAGUGACUCUUAACUUUUGGAAGCUGCAACCCGAUGUCUUUAGAUUUCGAAGAGGGUUACUACUUUAACGUCUCUGGAAUUUAGUCACCUUAUCUGACAUCCAGACCUCAAGUGCUCUGUGUUGUGUGGAGCACUUCAUCUUUUGUCCAAAAUACAUACACAGGUCCCAAGUCCUGUAAGGAGGAGAAAUCAACUUCCUUUUUUUUGUAGAUCAGUAUUUAUUUUUGAAUCUUGUGACCACUAUAUAAGAUUUACUUAUCAUUCUUAAUGCUUUUAGCAUUUGAUCUUUUUUUCUUGUCAAAUCAACUAUCAUGCCAUGGCACUUCAUAUAUCUAGAGGUCGAUGUUCCAUUAGAGAAUAAUCAGGUUUAGAUUAUACCAAAUCUUCCAACUCAGUUCCCUAACUUUUUUCAUACAGCUCUGACAUGUCUAGUUGCUAAUAAAUAGCUUCUUCUGCUGGUCCUAUUGAAGCACAUUAGUGGAUUUCUUUAAAAUAAAACCAAAAACUUAACCCAAUAAGUAAGUCUUUCUAAUGCUUCCAAGGCACCUCAUUGCUUAGGAAGGGUUCUGACUCUUUCUGAAUACCCAAUAAACCGCUUAGAUUUGAAGUAAAGCAGGAAGCAAGACUCUGACAAUUUAACUAAAAACAGUGAAGGUUCAUCUGCAGUUGAUAUUAAGAAGCAGUUCAUUUGUAACAAGUUUCUGUAGCAUUUUUUACUUGUAUUUUUAAAAGAUUUAACAUGUCAUUGUCUUUUCAUGUGUUUCCUUAAUGUCUCAAGGGACUCAACUGUUGUAUAUUAAAUUUCUAACAUUUUACCAUGUUAGAAUUCAAUCUCUUUUGGGGAAGAAUGCAGGUUUAGUAAUAUUACUAUGUACAGAAAAUAUUCAGUUACUGCUCUAAACAUGCCAUUGAUCAUUCUUAUUUUGUAUUUGUAACUUUCAAAAUUAAAGGCAUGACUUGAAUUGCAAUGACAGAUUGAGAUUGUUUACCAAGGUGUUUGCUUUUUUUCUAGAAUACGCGGAAGGGUUUCGGAAUGCAAAAUGUCUGUCACACUGCCUAGAUUAGGUUCUAGGUUGCGUGCCUCAAACAUGGCUUUCCCAUGGAAUAAAGGCACUUUAUUGUUUGCAACUACUGUAUUUUUGGUUAAGAAAGAAUGAAAGGUACAAUGGGGUAGAUUUGCCAAUAUAAUCAUUGUAUUUUUCACUGAGUUCUAAUUCACAUUGUGUCAAUUGCUGGAUUUAAUAUUCAGUCUAAUAAUUCAUUGUGGAUAAAAUCAUUUAUCUCUCCUCAUGCCAUUAGCAACCAUAACAACACUUUACCUUUGAGGUAGCAGAAGAGCAAGUGGCUGGUUACCUGUUGAGGCUGACUACACCAUCAUUAAUUCAGAACUCAUGGAAACAGUCAAUACCGAAAGCGUUUUUUGUUACAAGCCUCAAAUUCAUGUUAUAAUUUACUUCAUCUUGUCAUGUAUGCUGGGUAAAAGUGCCUUACAGUGUAAAAAUUGUAUUUAUAUGUUCCCAAGUAGUAUCACUUGCUGGGGAGUAAUUCUGUCAUGGUGUUAAUAUUUAGAAAAAAUGUACCUCAGCAGUGUAUUUACUGUACAUCUCCUAUGUUCUUAACUGUAGUUUUAAUAAGCAUGAAAAUGUAUGAUAGGUAUACAACAUUUACAUUUUUUUAAAGACAAAAUACUGCCAUUACUGUCUUUUUAUGUGCAUUUUAGCUUGAAAUUUUGGACCGUUUGUCUUUUUUGUAAAGCAAUGUAAUCUUUUCAAGCAUAUAUUGAAGAUUAUUCUGCAGCAUUUACUGCCUUCCCAGAAGUUAGAAGAAACAAACAUGCUUUAUAGGUAAAAUAGUCUAGUUUAACUAGUUUAAAUUAAUAAGGUUUAUUUGUUCCUGGCAGUUUUUUUUUAAAUAGGCAGCUUUUGCUUUCAUCUCACAAUCGGAAAACAAUCUUGAAUUUAAGAACUUGUCUUUUGAAACUGAUUUCACUGAAUUUAGUUACUUUAGGCCUUUUUGGCAUUUCUUGCUUACAAGAACAGUGUGUCUCAGUUCAAGAGAGUCGUGGAACCCUCUUAUAAUGGAAGAUUUUUUCCACAAAAUAAUAUAUUAGUUUCAUUAUAUCAGCAAAGGGCUUGCCUUUAAAAAGAUCCUUUCUACUGCUCUUUUCCCAGGGAGUGCUGGCAGGGCCUGUCUACCUGAGCAGUUGCAGGGUACUGGCAGCUGGGGGAGGAAGGGCUCUAGAAGGCUAUUGGCAAAAUUCCCUGAGACUCUGGUUUAUGCACUUUGGAAGAGGUUCCAGGUAGUGACACAGUGGCCACAAAUUUAUUUGUGAGGGAAGCCUAGCACCAGUGUAGGUGGCACUGGCUGGAAAGAGGACAUGGGCAUUGUGGUUAAAGGGUUCACUAAUUCAGCAGGUGUUUGUCAAUAGGAGAACCUGUUCCUAGAGCCCUGGUGGGAGUUCCACUUGCCAACACCCAUAGAGGGCAGCAGUGAAUAUACCAUUUACACAUCACAAAGGUGGAUCUCCCUUGCAUACAAGCCCUUUGCUGAUUUAGGGAGGUAUAAUUACACCUCCAUGUGCCAGCUUUGCUGAAUUUGGCCCCAAGUCUCACCUAGUACAGUGGUUCUCAACCUUUCCAGACUAGUGUACCCCUUUCAGGAGUCUUGAUUUGUCUUGCAUACCCAAAGUUUCACCUCCCUUAAAAAUUAUUUGCUUACAAAAUCAGACAGAAAAAUACAAAAGUGCUUGCUUUCUCAUUUUUACCAUAAAAUAAAUGACAUGGAAUAUAAAUAUUGUACUUACAGUAUAUAGAGCAGUAUAAACAAGUCAGUAUGAAAUUUUAGUUAGUGCUUUUAUAUAGCUUAUUGUAAAACUAGGCAAAUAUCUAGAUGAGUUUAAUGUACUCCCUGGAAGACCUGUGUGUAUCCCCAGGGGUACACUGACACCCAGUUGAGAACCACUGUUCUAGUGGACAGCAGCUGUAGCAAGACCAGCAGCCAGGAAUUGCUUCUUACUGUUCCAUAUAGGAAGGAGUAACUUCUUAUACUAGACCAGAGCAGAGCAAGUGAUGUUCCCCCCCCCGCCCCUGAAAUGUCACACUUAUCUGAUGUGGUGAUUGCUAUACUCCAAGAAGAUUAGGAAAGUUGAACCAAUAUUCUAGUGGAAUUAACCUUCAUUAUAACACAGAGGAACUUAACUAUUAGAGGACUGAAAGUAUAUUGCAACAAAUAGUAACUCUCCUUCCAUUUCACUAUAAACAGGUUCCACCAUAGUAAUGAUGGAGAUUAACAGAGCACAGCUCUUGAUUUAUAUAUACUUGCUGAAGCAGUUUCUAUAUAUGCACACUUGUUAGUCAGCAGAGACAUCUCAACCCUGAAAGGAUUCUGGAGGACUGUUGCUUAUUGAAAAGCACUCAGAUUAGACCAUCUUUAGCAUACAUUUACAUCAGAUGUCAAGACAAGGAAUGUAUCAAGAGGGUAAACACAUUCCUAUCUAUAAUGUACAUUUUUUUCCUCUUGUAUUGGCUUUACUUCCAAAGUUGUAGUUUGCAGUAUUAGUUUCUUAUUGGUAUCAUUGCAUAUACAAUAAAUGAGUUAUGAAUUUCA